GUUUAUACUAUUUUACAGCUCUGCCUCCUGCCCUUGAGGUGUGAGUCAGCCAGAUUUCUUUUCCUGUGGCCGUUCAGGACAGCAUUGUCAGUUUUCAGUCUGUGAGAUGUCAGAAGAAGGAAAGCAGAGCACCACACCUGCCCCUGCAUCCACUAUGGACACGAAGUCUGAGUCCACAGCCUCGCCACCAACCGGCCAGGGGGUUUCAUCUGUGUCUCCUCCGGUGUCCACCGUAACACAGCCGGCACCGCCUCCAACUGAGGAUGAGGAGGAGGAGAGCGAAGAUGAAUCUGAGAUUCUGGAGGAAAGCCCCUGUGGACGUUGGCAGAAACGGAGAGAAGAGGUUAACCAGCGCAACGUGCCAGGUAUCGACAAUGCUUAUCUUGCCAUGGACACGGAGGAAGGUGUGGAGGUGGUGUGGAAUGAGGUCAUGUUUUCUGAACGAAAGAACUUCAAACUCCAAGAGGAAAAAGUGAAAGCGGUGUUUGAUAACCUCAUCCAGCUGGAACAUUUAAAUAUUGUAAAGUUUCACAAGUACUGGGCAGAUGUGAAGGAGAACAGAGCCAGGGUUAUUUUCAUCACAGAGUACAUGUCUUCUGGAAGCCUGAAGCAGUUUCUAAAGAAGACAAAGAAGAAUCACAAGACCAUGAAUGAAAAGGCAUGGAAACGCUGGUGCACUCAGAUAUUAUCUGCCUUAAGCUAUCUGCAUUCAUGUGAACCUGCCAUUAUCCACGGGAACCUGACCUGUGACACCAUUUUCAUACAGCACAAUGGACUCAUUAAAAUCGGCUCAGUGGCCCCAGACACCAUUAAUAACCAUGUUAAAACAUGUCGGGAGGAACAGAAGAGUUUGCACUUCUUUGCACCAGAGUAUGGAGCUGUUGCCAGUGUCACUACAGCUGUGGACAUCUAUUCCUUUGGAAUGUGCACCUUAGAGAUGGCUGUGCUGGAAAUCCAAAGUAACGGAGAGUCCUCAUAUGUUUCACAAGAAGCCAUUAAUAGUGCCAUCCAGUCUCUGGAGGACCCACUGCAGAGAGAGUUUAUUCAGAAGUGUCUAGAGGUGGACCCCAGUAAGAGGCCCACAGCCAGAGAGCUGCUUUUCCAUCAAGCUCUGUUUGAAGUGCCUCUUUUGAAACUAUUGGCUGCACACUGUAUCGUCAGUCACCAGCACAUGAUCCCUGAAAAUGCAUUAGAGGAAAUUACCAAGAAUAUGGACCCCAACCAGGUCAUAUUGGAAAGGAAAGAGGUCCAACUAAAACUUUCACAGUUUCCUGCUUUGGAGCUUGACAAGUUUCUUGAAGAUGUGAGGAAUGGGAUCUAUCCAAUGACUGCCUUCGGCAUGCCCUGCCCACAGCAGCCUCAGCAAGAGGCUGUCAAGUCCCCCAUUGUGCCACCCUCUGUCAAAACACCUACGCCUGAGCCUGCAGAGCUGGAGACCAGGAAGGUUGUACAAAUGCAGUGCAACAUCGAGCCUGUGGAGGAAGGAGCAAAACAUCAUCUGACCUUACUGCUAAAACUGGAAGAUAAACUGAACCGACACUUGAGUUGUGAUUUGGCACCAAAUGAGAAUGUACACGAGUUGGCUGUGGAACUGGUCCAGCUUGGCUUCAUUAGUGAGGGGGAUCAGCCACGUCUCACUACUGUGCUGGAAGAGGCGUUCUCUAGAUUCUACAGCCGUAACGGCUCGCUGAAUCCUGUGACUGUUUCCUCGUAGCAGAGGGACCAGUCUGCCUGCUCCUCUCCACCGUCCUUCAGCUUCAUGCACGGGACGGGACGGGACUCCAGUGCUUCAUCACUUGGUGGAUUGUGUGCGAGCUUUGUUCGGAGGGAUCAGAACGCCUCGAACUGAACCUCCGAAAGAAAAGCACCCCUGCGCUCUGUUCUUCACACCGCUUUUUUUUUAGGUGGUGGAAAGUGUUGGCUGAUGGUUCCUGUGUACAUUUAUUCUGUCAGUGUAGCAGUCUGCUUCUCUGUUUUAAAAGAAGAAAAAAAUGACUCGUUAUUAUUUAAAUCAGUAUUAUGAGCGGUAUUUUGAGGUGUUUGCUUACAGUAUGUGUGGGAUCAGUUACUUCUGGUUUGCACUUUAGCAAAUUGUUGUCUUUUUAGGCACAUCACAUGCAUAUUUCAUGAUCUUUUAUUCACCCUUUCAAUGAUUCAUUUAUUCUUUUUUUAUUAUUGUAAGAGGAAUGCAUUGUGUUCUUUUGAAAUUACCAAAUAACAUUGUCUUUGUAUCUUUUAAGGCACACGUUCAUUGUGGUUAACUUUGGUCUGCAAUGCAAGAUCUACGACAACUGUGAAAGGAAAGGGGUUCUCCAAGCAUUGAAAAAAGCAAACAGAUUAUUUAUUUAUAUGCAUAUGGUCUGUCUUGAAGCGUGUUUCACUUUCAUCAUCAUGGCGGUUUUUUUUUUUUUUUUAUUGUAUUUUUUAGUACCUGUGAAUGUAUGCUGUAAGUUUUCAUUUUAAUGGCUUCUAAGAGAAGGGCACUUGAUUUGACUGUUUUCCCUGUAUAUGAUACAAAUAUGAGUUUCAGUGUAAAGAAAUGAUCGCCAGUGCACCUUACGUGUUAAAAUGUGCCUUCAGCAGACACAAUCCAUGUUCAGAAGAUCCGUAGACUGACAAAACACCUUGUAUGAUUCCUUUUUUUAUUGUGCAGAUCCUGUAGUGGUGUUUUCUUUCUCAGCUGGUCUGCAUGCUAAUAUACUGUUACAAUUUUUUUUUAUAUUUACAGUAUAUUAAAACUCCUAGGGUUUCUGGUGGUGCGUUUACUGGGCAGCAUAAUUUGGAGCGAGUUUGCACUGAUUUGUUUUAUGUUGAUGGCAAUAAAUUUCAUAUUCACCUCGAUGGUACAUCAAC
Molecule: messenger RNA, 2853 nt
Organism: Carassius carassius (crucian carp)
Lineage: Eukaryota; Metazoa; Chordata; Actinopteri; Cypriniformes; Cyprinidae
Product: nuclear receptor-binding protein-like
Exons: 17
Coding region: 107-1714 (535 amino acids)
Biological process (GO): intracellular signal transduction; protein phosphorylation; endoplasmic reticulum to Golgi vesicle-mediated transport
Cellular component (GO): cytoplasm; endomembrane system
Molecular function (GO): protein kinase activity; ATP binding
Source: RefSeq, a predicted model, not a curated record